This is a messenger RNA of Talaromyces amestolkiae, 1500 nucleotides long. RefSeq lists its product as uncharacterized. Gene Ontology annotation, biological process: DNA-templated transcription. The coding region runs from base 1 to 1500 and encodes 499 amino acids. Gene Ontology annotation, cellular component: nucleus. The transcript has 3 exons. Lineage: Eukaryota; Fungi; Ascomycota; Eurotiomycetes; Eurotiales; Trichocomaceae. The record is from RefSeq and is a predicted model, not a curated record. Gene Ontology annotation, molecular function: DNA binding; zinc ion binding.
AUGUCAACUUCAGAGGUCUCUCCUGCUUCCUCGACGCUUCGGCCGCGAGAUGCUUCCAAAGAGACGAGCACCACCGCUCAGUCUACCAGCUCUUUCAAGUUUGAGAUUUCUCCUCAACAAGAGGAAUAUCUUCUCGAUAAAUACUUUGAUUUAUUUCAUGACGCCAACCCGAUAUUUUCUCGAGAAAACUUUCUGCAGAAUUACCGGAAUGGGAUAUGCAGUAAAGGUCUUAUUGACACAAUGGUCAUGAUAACGGCCAAGUUGACCAGUUUUGCUCCCGAAAACUCAGACCUAGAUACCCGCAUUGACCAUUUGCUCAGCUCAAACCAUUUGGAACUUGACAUGAUGGGAGACUCACCAACACUCGAUCAAAUGCGCAAAGCGUGCAUUUUGGCAUUUUACGAGUUCCAUCAAUUUCCCGGGGAUCAGUCGUGGAUGCGAAUCGGCAGGCUAACACGGAUUGCCUAUCGAGUGGGAAUUGACAAGCUUGAGCGCCUUCCCACAUUUUAUUCUGAUUGGGCUGCUAUCGGCAAGGCUGAAAUGCAGGAAUGGAGACUGCUCUGGUGGUGUAUUUAUAAAAUGGAUUCAUACACGAAUCUCGCGGCAGGGACGCCUUAUUUGAUUGAUAAGGACUUUAUCAAUACUGCCUUAGUGCGGAGUCAAUCUAACACAUCGUUUUCAAGCGGGGAAUCAGACCAUUUUGAUACCGUAUACUUGCCGACCAGCUCACAAGGGUUGUGGGAGGUGAUUCCUGCGAUAACCACCGAUCCGGAUACAUUCCUGGCAAAUAUUCUCAUAGUCACUGUGGCCGCCAUGCGCGAUAUUGCCUUGGUAGGCCGGCUGUACCACUUACGCGAACAUAAGGGCACGGUUGAAGAGGCAUUUAAAGAAGCUGGAAGACAGCUUUCAGCGUUGAAACUCGCCCUUCCAUUUGGGUGGCUCAACACAGAUCGUAAUGCCUUGGCAGGUGAAACUCAGUUUUAUCAUCAUGCAAGACUAGUCACCAUAUUUCAAUUGUCCUUUACGCAACUGUUUUUGGGGGUUCUGGAUUGUAGAGGUGAAGAAGGUGAUGAAUGGACACGGAACUGGCAAAAAGUCCUUGAAAACUGUCAGAACGUCGCGAGAGCGGCUGCUCAGUGGGACAGCUCCUUUUGUGUCAGGGUGGAUCCAGCAAUUUCUUUCAUCUUUCUCACGGCACUCCUAUUUCUCGAGGUUCAUAAAAAAACCAAUUUUUGCUCUGCUGCCGUCAACAUGGAAGCAAGUAUCAAGCACGAUCAGACCAUAAUUCGUUUGCUCUUGGAUCAAUUUGCGAAGAUCUGGACUUUACCGAGGCUGAUCAUAUUGUCCUUUGAAAGCUUCAGGGAAUCGUUUUCUGGCGUUUCCGGGUCACUAUCUCAGCGACAAGUCAAGGCAAUUUUGCUGAAUUACAAGGGUCCACUGCACCCAAGAUGGGUUCAAUUUCUCGCUUCUGUCCGCACAAUUGUGAAUGCUGCCGAAUAG